AUGUGUAUACCACAUACAUUCUCGUCAUCAUCAUCGGCAACCUGCGGGGUUUUCGAUCGGAUGUGCCAAAGUCAGAUCUAACGGGAGACAAAGACAGAGAAAUGAUUUUUUGUGUUUGUCUGCGAUGGACCUAUUUAUAUGAACAAAUGUCGCAAAGUGUUUGAAUAUAUAAAGUACGGAGUAAGUAUGGCGGUGAAACGUCGACCAACGACAUCGGGUUUAUUGUGACCUUUUUUUUUUUGACACAAAUGUCUCGAGACUAAUUUUUUUCAUUCUCUCUCAUCGGUAAAUUUCUAGUCAAGUCCAUUUGUGUUAUACGUGGUUCGCCUGAGUGAAUUUUGUGCUUAUUGAAAGAAGGAAAUUCUCUUUUUCUUUUUUAGAGUGAAAGAUAGAGAGAGAGAAGAAAAAAUUGUAUGAGAUAUUUUGUAUAUAUAUUUUAGUUGCGAAACGUCAUAACAGGAAGACGAAGACACGUUUUACCUUGGGCUUACAAGAAUGAUUCUUCGUAGUUUAUUGUGAAUUUCAAUCAACAUAUAGUGAUAACUACGUUCACUAAUAUUUUUUUUUCUUUUUUUUGAGUGUUCCAUCAUGAUGACUUGUAAUUCGUGAAACAAAUUCUAUAUAUAUAUAUAUAUUAAAAUAGAAAACUUGCGCUUCGAUAUUCAACCACAAUGAUGCAAGAUCCCACAAGGGUAAAUUCAUUAAAAAUGGAUCAGGAAACAGUUUAUGGAACUCAUGAGGACAGUCAUGUUGUUAUGUCGGAAAAAGUUCAAUCAUUGGCGGGUAGUAUUUAUCAAGAAUUUGAAAGAAUGAUCGCCCGCUAUGAUGAAGAUGUUGUUAAAGAAUUGAUGCCUUUGCUAGUCAAUGUUUUAGAAUGUUUGGAUAUUGCGUACACAGAAAAUCAAGAGCACGAAGUUGAAUUAGAAUUAUUACGCGAGGAUAAUGAACAACUCGUCACGCAAUAUGAAAGAGAGAAACAACUCAGAAAAACUUCCGAUCAAAAACUUUUGGAACUCGAAGAUGUUGCCGAGGACGAAAGGAAGGAAUUAUUAUCAAAAAUUGAUAGUCUCGAGUCAAUUGUUAGAAUGUUGGAACUUAAGACGAAGAAUUCCAACGACCAUGGUACCGCCAGUUCUACUUUUACACCACCUCCUUACAUCGUUAGGCUCGAGGAAAAGGAAGCCGAGUUGAAACGGGAAUAUUCUCGAUUACACGAUCGGUAUACGGAAUUAUUUAAGACACAUGUGGAUUAUAUGGAGAGAACAAAAAUGCUGGUAGGCAGUACAGAAAGACUGGAGAAUGCAACCGGUGGCAGGGGUCCCGGUCGUUUACCAUCAUUAGGCUUAACACAAAUGUCAAGGAGUUCAGGACCAUUAAGUUAUGGAUUCCAAAGUCUUGAAGCCAGUAUGAAUGCCGAUGAUAUUCCCGAGGAGAUAUCGACACACGUUACCAAUUUAAAAUCCGAAUUGAGCGACAGCAGUAAUGAAACGACAAUAGAAACAUCCGACAAAAGUCAACUAACUGAUCGUCCCGAUCAUGAGAAUAAGACUACAAUUGUUUCAAGACAUGAAAGUCCUGAAACUGAAGUACCACCGCCAAUUGUUACUCCGACUUCGCCGACUGUGGAGAAAAUAUCGUCAACUCCAAGUGGUCGAACAAGAACUGAAAGAGAACAACGUAGUGGAAAUACGUUAUAUCAGGAACUCAGUUUUCAAGAUGCUGAUGCACUUGGAGAAAUGGAUGAAGGUGCCGAUAUAACAGGAAGUUGGGUUCAUCCCGGAGAAUAUGCGUCGUCAGGAAUGGGCAAAGAAGUGGAAAACUUAAUAAUGGAGAACAAUGAACUUUUAGCGACAAAGAACGCUCUAAAUAUUGUAAAAGAUGAUUUAAUCGUGAAAGUAGAUGAACUAACUGGUGAGCAAGAAAUACUUCGCGAGGAGAUUCGAGCUUUGCAGCAGGCGAGGGAUCGUUUGCGUCAGAAGGUCGCGACUCUUGAGGAAGAAUUAAAAAAGACAAAAGAAGAGGCAGAGGCUACGGCCAAGGCUUCAAAAAGCGACGACGAGGAAGAUGUUCCUCUUUCUCAAAGAAAGAGAUUCACAAGGGUGGAAAUGGCGAGGGUUCUAAUGGAACGAAAUCAAUAUAAAGAACGAUUCAUGGAACUUCAAGAAGCUGUGAGAUGGACGGAAAUUAUGAGAGCAAAUAAAACCGAUCCAGCCAGUAUUUCCGGUGGAAAGCAAACAUUUUGGAAGUUUUUUAGUAAUCUCUUCACAGGACCAGCAGAUCGGGGAUCCUUAGUCCGAGCUCCACAUUCAUUACGUUAUAGUGCACCGACAAAUCAAGUGGUUCCAGCGCCAUCCUUGGAUGCCAUGCGUCGACGUACAAUGAAAAAUAAACAAGAAUAUCUUGAUCAGGGAGACACCAUGUCAUCGGAAAAACUUGUGGCUAGACGAGCGAACGAGAGAAAAGAACAAUAUCGACAGGUACGAGCUCAUGUUCGAAAAGAAGAUGGACGAUUACACGCUUACGGAUGGAGUUUACCAGGUAAACCAAGUGCACCUGCGAGACAACCAGUUCCUGUUCCUGUUUAUUGUCGACCACUUCAGGAAACCGAGCCUGGAAUGAAGAUAUGGUGUGGAGCCGGAGUGAAUUUAAGCGGUGGUAAAACCCGCGAUGGUGGUUCAAUGGUGGGUGGAAGUGUUUUUUAUGCAGCCGAAGCACGUGAAAUUAAUAGUAGUAAUAGUAGUAAUAAUAGUGUGAUGAAAGUCGAUGCCGAGGAUGCUGUUGAACAUUUGGACAAGGAACUCCAUGAUAGUGAACAACGUCGUCUCGAGGCAGAACGUCUUGAACAACAAUUAAGUUCACAUGUUUGGAUUUGUACGUCAACGCAAAAAAUGUCAAAAGUAACUGUGAUAGAUGCAAAUAAUCCAGCUGAAAUACUUGAAGUUUUUAAUGUAUGCCAAAGUCAUUUGCUUUGUAUUGCUAGUGUUCCGGGUGCCAAAGAAAGUGACUACGCUCAAGGUUCCAAUGAUAAUGAUAUGAUAAUUGCAAAUGUUGUCGUUGAAAACGCUAAUAAAACAAAUAACAAUAAUUCUUUAUUAUGUGACGAAAAUAAUGGUCAAGAAAAAAUCAAGACUGAUAUGAAUUUACAAAAUAAGGAUGUAAAAGGAGGUGAAAUUAAUGAGAGUGAAUCAUCGGAAUUGGAAAAUAAUGCAAAUGGUGAGACAAUUAAUUUGGGAAAGGUACAUUUUGUUAAAAAUGUCGGCGAAAUAUCAUCAGUUUUUAAUAGUAAUGAAAGUGAAAAGGAAAGAAUUUCUGUUAAUAAUGAUGAUAUUAAUAAUGACGAUGAACGAGGAGAAGACGAAGAUGACGAUGACGAUGAUGAUGAUGAUAAUGAUGAAACUCCCAUUGAGAAAAUGUCCUCGAUUCAACCGACAAUGUGGCUUGGUGCACAGAAUGGAGCAAUUUUUGUUCAUUCAGCGGUGGCUAAAUGGCCCGUUUGUUUACAUUCGGUGAAACUUAAAGACGCUGCUCUUGCCAUUGUACACGUCCAGGGUCGAGUUCUCGUUGCCCUGGCAGAUGGAACAGUGGCAAUAUUUCGAAGAGGACAAGACGGACAAUGGGAUCUCACUCAAUAUCAUGUGAUAACUUUAGGCAAUCCUCAACAUUCCAUUCGAUGUAUGGCAGCAGUAUUAGGGAAAACAGUUUGGUGUGGUUAUCAAAAUAAAAUUCAUAUUAUCGAUCCAAUUACAUUGACCUUAAAGUGUUCCGUGGACGCACAUCCUCGUCGGGAGUCACAAGUACGUCAAUUAGCGUGGCUCGGUGAAGGUGUUUGGGUUAGUAUCAGACUCGAUUCAACAUUGAGAUUAUAUCAUGCUCACACGUAUCAGCAUCUACAGGACGUGGACAUUGAGCCAUAUGUGAGCAAAAUGCUCGGCACUGGGAAACUUGGUUUCUCAUUUGUUCGAAUCACUGCCUUGCUCAUUUCAUCCAAUCGACUUUGGAUUGGAACCGGAAAUGGAGUUAUUAUCUCUGUUCCACUUUCUGAAAGCGCCGGUGGAUCGAUGGCAAUUUCGAGAGCACAAGCCAGAGGUGGAAAGGGAGACGCUCCAGGUAUUGGAGUUCGAGUUUUUGCCUCUGAUCAUGAGGUGACUCCAGGAAGCUUCGUGCCUUACUGUAGUAUGGCACACGCUCAGCUUAGCUUCCAUGGACAUAGGGAUGCUGUAAAAAUGUUUGUCGCCGUACCUGGUCAUGGAGGUCAUAGCGCGAUCUCGGACGGUUCUAUUCCAGCGAUGCUAGUCUUAUCCGGUGGAGAAGGUUACAUUGAUUUCAGAGUCGGUGACGGCGAUGAAACUGAAGAUGGAAUCGAACGUUCAAACGCAUCAGCAGUCUCAAAUUCCGAAGAGCAAAAUGAACAAAGUCAUUUAAUUGUCUGGCAGGUUCAGUGUCCAUUGUCUGCAAUGAUUAUCACUUAAAUUCAUUCAAAAAUUCAUUUCCAAAGGUGCCCGGCCUAGCAAUAAAAAUAAAUGAUCGAAGGAGAAAAAAAGAAACGAAAAAAGAAACUCUUUUAAGAAAAAAAAUUUCCAUUUUUGUGAAUAAUAAUAUUUUUUUCACAUCAUAAGUGGGGAAAAAAGAAAAUUUUGUUUCACAAAAGUCAGCUCGAUGAAUUAGAAAAAAAACGAGAAAUGCCGAGAUAAACGUAGUGUACAAAAAUAUUUUUGUUGAUUUUUCCUUUUAGAGUUAAAAAUUACAAGAUUUUAGUCGUUUUUUUUUUUUUUGUUGUCAUCAUUUAUCAAAGUUUUUAGAAAAUAUUAUUAUUAUUAUUAUUAUUAUUAUAGCGAAAAUGGAUACGUUAACUUUGAAAAAGAAUGUCCACGAAUUGCAUGAAAAUCGUGUGUUCGAUGAAAUUUAGAAAAAUUUAUUAGAUUUUUUAAUUUAGAUAUUUAUAAUGUAAAAAAAAAUAUUAAAUAUAUAUAUAUAUAUAUAUUUGUUUAUAAUAUGCUUACGUAUCGAUUGCUAGCGUAAGAUUUAUUGUAAAUCGUUUUUAAAAUUAUGCAAAUUAAAUAAUUUAUUCCCGAAUCGUGUAAUUUAUGAGCACAUAAAUAUAUAAUAUGUAUUUGAAAAAUGAGCCUGUGUAUGGGGAUGUGUGCAAUUUUAUGUUUUUGAAUUGUGUGUGUAUGUCUGAGAAUUAUUAUUUUUUUUCAAAAUCGUUAUUGUAAUAGCGAUUUCUUCAAUUUUUUUUUAUUGAAAUUUUUUUUUCAAAAUAAAGAAUUUUUUUUCUUUAUUGCUCUUUUCUUAUUUUGGACGUCAAUUUGAUAUCGUAAUGAAAUUUUGACUUCUUCGAAUAGGCUUGUGUAAAUAUAUUGUAAUUUAUUGACGUCCAUAUAUAUAACUUAAUAAAAAAAAAAAAAUGUUAUUUAUUGCUCGCCGUUGAUUAUAAGAAAAAAAAAUGUUUAGCAACUCGGCGUCUUUGCACUUUUUUCUCUCUCCUGAAUCUUCUACCAAAGAUGAGGUUACAAUAUAUUUGAAAUCGCGUUUAUAUUAAAAAAAAAAAAUAAUAAUAAAUAAAUAAAUAAAAAACAAAUAUGUAGAAUGAAAUCGACUCUAGCGAAUUUUAUGUAUAUUUCAUGUUUAACUCGGCUUUCAGUGUCGAACGCGGAAUGUACCUGGCUCGCGUGGAGCUGCAACGGCAUUAAUAAAAGUUAUACAGGAAAUCA
Molecule: messenger RNA, 5711 nt
Organism: Leptopilina boulardi
Lineage: Eukaryota; Metazoa; Arthropoda; Insecta; Hymenoptera; Figitidae
Gene: syd
Product: JNK-interacting protein 3
Exons: 17
Coding region: 672-4469 (1265 amino acids)
Biological process (GO): vesicle-mediated transport
Cellular component (GO): cytoplasm
Molecular function (GO): signaling receptor complex adaptor activity; MAP kinase scaffold activity; kinesin binding
Source: RefSeq, a predicted model, not a curated record